This is a messenger RNA of Penicillium malachiteum, 687 nucleotides long. RefSeq names its product ankyrin repeat domain-containing protein. Gene Ontology annotation, molecular function: RNA binding; protein binding; RNA nuclease activity. The transcript has a single exon. The coding region runs from base 1 to 687 and encodes 228 amino acids. The record is from RefSeq and is a predicted model, not a curated record. Lineage: Eukaryota; Fungi; Ascomycota; Eurotiomycetes; Eurotiales; Aspergillaceae. Gene Ontology annotation, biological process: RNA processing.
AUGUCACCCGGUUUAUCCUACCAUAGCCCUGCAUGGAGACAACAAUUCUCCAAGCCUGAUGCGCUCCAAAAGUACCUCUGCACGUGCACAACGGAUAUCAACAAGAUACAUGGAAGACACACGCCCUUGAUGCUUGUCGUGAAAGCGUGUGAUCACGCAGCUGUCGAUCUCCUGUUGAAGUAUGAUGAUCUUCGUGCUUCUCGAUGCAAUGCUUACGGUCAGACUGCGUUGUCGAGGGCCACCACGCAGGGCAGUGUGUCAAUCGUACGACAGCUGCUCCGCCGCAAAGAUAUUGAGUUCUACAGUCAAGAUCAAAAAGUCCAGCAGCCACUCCUGGUGGCUUUGGAAUACCAACAGUAUGAGAUUUUGGAAAUCCUCUUGCGGGAUCAUCGGGCCAAGAUCAAUCAGAAGAAUCACCGCGGCCAAACCCUCCUGCAUCUCGCCGUGAUCUACGGAGACCUUCGCGAUGUUGCAAGACUUGCAAAAGAGAAGCUGAUUGAUGUCGAUUGUCCCGAUCAUCUGGGGGAGACGCCCCUCAUGUUGGCUGCGAAGCUCCAUGCCUGCGAUCAGCCCAACAAUGUCAAGAUGCACAAGUGUCUGCUCUCGAGGUCCAAAUUUAGGGUCGAUCGAGAUGAAGGGGUUCAUCUGUCCUUUCGCAUGCCACGAAGACUUUCAAUACAGAGCUGA